CCGCGUCUGGCCCGAGCGAUGACGUAGUGAUCCCUGUGCCGGAAGUCUUGCUGUGCUGACUUGGUGGGUUUUCUGCCUGCCUGUCGUUGGGACUCGCCGUAGAGCCACCAUGGCGCCAAAGGGAAAGGUGGGAACCAAAGGUAAAAAGCAGAUAUUUGAAGAAAACAAGGAUACCCUCAAGUUCUAUCUGCGGAUCAUCUUGGGAGCUAAUGCAAUUUAUGGAAUUGUUAACUUUGUGGUCUUCUAUGCAACAGCCACUGCCUGGAGUUGGAUUGCAUUUGUGUUCAGUUUGAUGAUCUACGGGGCCAGUUACCGCUCAAUGAGCUCCAUGGCAAAGCCUUCUUUUGCGGAUGACGGCAGCCUUGCGGAUGGUGGAAUUGACCUGAAUAUGGAGCAGGGGAUGGCAGAGCAUCUGAAGGAUGUGAUCUUGCUUACAGCCAUAAUCCAAGUCCUCAGCUGUUUUUCCCUCUAUGUGUGGUACUUCUGGCUCUUGGCUCCGGGUCGAGCACUCUAUCUCCUCUGGGUUAACAUCCUGGGGCCUUGGCUCACUGCAGAUUCUUCAGCCGCCAACCAGGAGCCCAACGAAAAGAAGCAGCGUCGGCAGGAACGCCGUCAGAUGAAGCGUUUUUAGCUGUGCUCAUGGAAAUAGAUAUCAUGCCACCUGUUGUCUCCAUGUGGCUGCUUAUCAGGGAUGUGAUUUCUUUUUAACCAAUCAGAAAUGUCAGGGGUUUCUUCUCUCUGCUGACCCUCCCCUUCUGUGACAGCAGUUCACUAUAAGGCAGGGCUGUGGAAUCUGUGUCCCCCCCCAGUUGCUGCCAAACUCCAUCUCCCCAUAUUCCUGACCAUCUGCCAUGGUCCCUGGGGUUGAUGGGAUUUGGAGUCUCGCAGCACCUGGAGGGUCACAGGUUCUCCAUCUGCGCUAUAAGGCUCAAUUGUUUCAGGGGAAGUGUCGCCAGGCAGAUACAUGGCCUUUAUCUGCUUUGUGGCAAGUGGGGAGGGGACCUCUUGGAUGUUGGAGGUGUGUAAAUAUCUUUAUAAAGUGAUGCUGUAAUAUGAAUCUAAGGGCGGAGGCACUGCAGAGUUUUAAGAAAUGGUUCAUUAAAAAAACCCAAAAGGCUAUAAGAGUCUAUGAGAGUG
Molecule: messenger RNA, 1137 nt
Organism: Podarcis raffonei (Aeolian wall lizard)
Lineage: Eukaryota; Metazoa; Chordata; Lepidosauria; Squamata; Lacertidae
Gene: TMEM208
Product: transmembrane protein 208
Exons: 6
Coding region: 110-631 (173 amino acids)
Biological process (GO): vacuolar protein processing
Cellular component (GO): intracellular membrane-bounded organelle
Source: RefSeq, a predicted model, not a curated record